UGCUUACAUGCUUUACUGACUGACGGAUCGAAAUGUUCAAUAUCAAUUUGUACAGCAGCUUAACGUGAUAUCCCUAAUCAGAUAUCCAACUCUUGUAAUCCAAACAGUUGUAACUUGUAAUACAUAGUCUGUAUAUCGAAUUUUUUUUUAUAAUUUUUUUUUCUGAGUUUAGUACUUCGAAUUUGUAAUAAAUGAUAAUAAUAAAAACAUUAGACGAUUGUUUUCAGUUGUCAUUUUUUGUAUUUAUAUUUUAUUGUACGUGACCUAUACUAUACAUUUCCCGUGAAAUGGACAGCCGGCAUUCCGUUCAUUGAAAUAUUCAUUAAAAUGUUUAUUUCGAUUUUUGACAAAAUUACAACAUUGUACUUAAAUGAAACGAGUGAAAAAAAGCCUGCAGACAGAGAGUAUACCGUUGUUAUUAAGCCAAGCGGAGAGACAGUUCGAUGGAGAUGACUCCGAUUGCUUUUUGUCCAGUGAUGACAUGACGCCAUUUAAGAAGCACAACGUCUACUACAAAAGCAGAUGGGCUAGGGUCUCUUCACUCCUUUUUUGUGGAUUGUGACACAUUCUCCUGCCUGUUUAUAUUUUUACAGUCAUGACAGAAGAGAAAAAAAGUAAAUUAAGAUUUUGACAAUGGAUUUGGCAAAAAUGUUUCCGCAAGAAGGAACUUACUUCACGAACUAUUGUCAUUGGAAAACAAAGCACCGAAAAGUAUUCCCCAAAUGUCAUACGCAAUCAGAAGUACACCAUAAUCACAUUCCUCCCAAAGGUGCUCUAUCAACAAUUCAAAUUCUUUUUGAAUCUUUAUUUUCUUCUGAUGGCUAUGAGUCAAUUUGUACCUGAACUACGAUUAGGAUACCUCUACACAUAUUGGGGACCAUUGAUAUUUGUAUUGGCAGUCACAUUAUUUCGUGAGGGUGUUGAUGAUAUUCGAAGGUGGCAACGAGAUGAAGAAGUAAAUUCACAAAAAUACAAACGUCUAAUACGUGGUAAAGAUCACAAUAUUGGUACAGAGUAUGUAUCAUCAUCAAAACUAAAAGUUGGAGACCUAGUGCUGGUAGAAAAAGAUCAAAGAGUCCCAGCUGAUAUGGUGUUAUUAAGAACUACUGAAAAAUCUGGUGCUUGUUUUGUACGGACUGAUCAAAUGGAUGGUGAAACUGAUUGGAAACUACGUCUAGCUAUUGGAGACACUCAAAAAUUAGAUUGUGAUGCACGUUUGUUUGAUAUUACAGCAACUAUUUUUGCUGAAAAACCUCAAAGAGAUAUUCACAGUUUCAUAGGGACAUUUAGAAGACAAGACAACGGAGAAGAAGUGAGUCUUGAUGUAGAAAAUACAUUAUGGGCUAACUGUGUUGUUGCUAAUGGUUCAGCACUUGGUGCGGUUGUUUACACUGGAGCUGAAACCAGAUCUGUAAUGAAUAAUUCUCAGCCUCGAAGUAAAGUUGGACUCUUGGAUAUAGAAAUUAAUCAGUUAACCAAGCUACUUUUUUGUGCUGUGGUUGGUCUGGCCUUCGUAAUGAUGUGCUUAAAAGGUUUCAGUGGUCCAUGGUAUCGUUACAUGUUCAGAUUUGUAUUACUUUUCUCCUACAUUAUACCGAUCAGUUUGAGAGUAAAUUUAGACAUGGGUAAAGCAUUCUAUUCAUGGUCUAUGCAAAGAGAUGAAGAGAUGCCAGAUACAGUAGUUAGGUGUACAACAAUUCCAGAAGAACUGGGACGAAUAUCAUAUUUAUUUUCAGAUAAAACUGGGACACUUACUCAAAAUUCAAUGGUAUUUAAAAGACUUCAUUUAGGAACUGUUUCUUAUGGUGCUGAGUCUUUUGACCAGGUUGCUGAACAACUAAAAAUGACUUUCUGUGGAACAGUUGAGCCUACACAUAAUCGUAAUUUGUCUCAAGGGUCAACAUCAUUUAAGAUACGACGCUCUGAGCAAACUCGUCUUCAUGAUGCUGUUAAAGCUAUUGCACUGUGUCAUAAUGUGACUCCUGUUAUUGAAAAUAAUAUGCAGGGCAAUAUUACUGAUAGUCCGGUCGAACUAAGAUCUGAAGCUGAUCAACACUAUAUUAAAGAAAGUCUUCUUUCUCGUUCACAGUGUACUUAUCAAGCUUCUAGUCCUGACGAGAUUGCAUUAGUAAAGUGGACUGAAGAUGUAGGCUUAGCUGUAAUAAAGAGAGAUUUGACAUCACUUCAAUUACGUACAUCUGCUGGAGAUAUACUUAAUUAUACAAUAUUACAAAUGUUUCCGUUCACAUCAGAAACUAAACGCAUGGGAAUAAUUGUUAAAGAUGUAGCUUCUGGAGAUAUUACAUUCUAUUUAAAAGGGGCGGAUGUAGUUAUGUCAUCUAUUGUUCAAUACACAGACUGGUUAGAAGAAGAAUGUGGAAAUAUGGCACGAGAAGGCUUGCGUACAUUGGUAGUGGCUCGAAAAAAUUUAACUGAAGAACAGUACUUGGAAUUUGAAUCUCGUUUGAAUUCAGCAAGGUUAGCUGUGACAGGACGUGCUCAGCGAGUAGCAACUGUAGUGGACACUCUAGAACGUGAAAUGGAGUUAUUGUGUGUAACAGGGGUUGAAGAUAAACUUCAAGUAAAUGUUCGUAGAACCUUAGAGCUAUUGGGCAAUGCUGGAAUUAAAAUAUGGAUGUUAACUGGAGAUAAGCAAGAAACUGCCACUUGUAUUGCUAAAAGUUCUCGUCUUGUUUCAAGAACUCAGGAAUUAUUUAUUUUUAAUCCUGUACAUACAAGAACUGAAGCACAUCAGCAAUUAAAUGCUUUUAGAAAAAAACAAGAUUGCGCCCUUGUUAUUACUGGUGAUUCGUUAGAAAUAUGUCUACAAUAUUACCAAACAGAAUUAUUGGAUGUUGCCUGCCGUAGUCCAGCUGUAAUUUGUUGUCGAUGUUCUCCUACCCAAAAAGCACAAAUUGUCACUCUAAUUAAAGCGCAUACUGGAAAAAGAACUGCUGCUGUUGGUGAUGGAGGAAAUGAUGUUUCAAUGAUUCAGGCAGCUGACACGGGCAUUGGUAUUGCUGGUGUAGAAGGUCGACAAGCAUCUUUAGCUGCAGACUUUUCAGUACCACAAUUUUCACACCUUUCUAGACUACUCAUGGUACAUGGUCGAUACAGUUAUAAACGAUCUGCCUCACUUAGCCAAUUUGUCAUCCAUAGAGGUCUUAUCAUAUCUACUAUGCAAGCAAUAUUUUCAGCUGUAUUUUACUUCUCAUCAGUAACACUGUAUCAAGGGUUCCUUAUGAUUGGAUAUGCAACACUAUACACCAUGUUCCCAGUAUUUUCCUUGGUACUUGAUAAAGAUGUAUUGUCUAAAAUUGCAUUAACUUACCCUGAACUCUAUAAAGAACUGAGCAAAGGGCGGUCGUUAUCUUAUAAAACAUUUUUCAUUUGGGUUUUAAUAAGCAUUUAUCAAGGUGGUGUAAUAAUGUAUGGAGCAUUGUUUCUAUUUGAAGAUGAAUUCAUUCACAUUGUUGCUAUUAGUUUCACAGCUUUAAUUCUCACAGAACUAAUCAUGGUUGCAUUGACAGUGCGCACAUGGCAUUAUUUAAUGUUAUUGGCUGAACUUUUUAGUUUAGCUGUUUAUAUUUUAUCAUUAAUCUUACUCAAAGAUUAUUUUGAUUCUCAUUUCAUACAAACCGAAUCAUUCCUAUGGAAAGUCACUGUGAUUACGCUGGUCAGCUGUUUACCAUUAUACAUUCUAAAGUUCUUAAGGAAAAAGUUUUCACCACCCAGUUAUUCUAAAUUAUCGUGAGCUUUAAUUGCUUUGUAAGAUGAAUGUAGUCAAGAUACAAUUAUAAUUGAGGAAAUUAAACAAAAUUGAUAUACUUACAUGGAUCUGUAGUGUCAAAAUCAGCUUCGGGAUUAUUUUUCUAAUAACUCCUCUAUUAUGAAGACAAGUUAUAAUCUGUUUCUCAAAAUCAAUUUUAAUGAAAAAAGCACAAUUAAUACCGAAUAGAGUAAAUACAACACUUAAAAUUUAUAUUUUAAUCAUAAAUAUUUUUUUAUUGCAAAAUUAUAGUACUAUCGUCUUCAAAAAUAAUCUACUAAUUGUAAUGUUAUUUUUCUGGUUUAAGUUAAAACUAUUUAAAAUUAUUAUCUUUUCUGUUAUUUUUCGUUUUGUUUUAUGGAAUGUUAAUGAUUAUCUAUGACCGUGAUUCAUAAGUAAAUCAAUGAAGGAUUCAGCUAUUUAAUCUGUAAACAUCCUUUAUUAAUUUAUAUUUAUUAUAUAUUCACCCUUGCAAAUACCACAUUUUAAAUGAUUUAAAAACAACAAUUUUAAAUAUUAAUUUGCUCGUUUGAAUUAUAAUACAUUUGAUGCAGGGUCUGUGUACUGCAGUUUAUAUUAAUGAUCUUAAGUUAUGAUAAGAUUAAAUGUAUGUCACCUUUUAAUAUUAUGUUAAUUUUUUUGCAAUUUGACUAAAUCUUGACAUAAUUUUAAAGAUUUGUAGGAUUGCCAUUCAUCCUAUUUAACCUGGUAUAUUGUUUGUUUUUAAUAAAACUAAAAUAUUUUUAAUAGAUAAUAUUCAGUUGAUCACAUAAAUGCUAUUUUUUGGGGGAGGGGGGGGGCAAUUCUUUUUAUAUUCAUACUAUCUAAUAGGAAGUGAAUUUUUUUACAACUGCUGUUCGUUAUCAGAGAAUGGUUAUUUAAUUGUACCUGUUUUAAUCUGGUGUUAAUAUUUUGUUUUUACCUUGUUAGAGUAAUAAUGUGUUUACAAUUUAAAUUCCAUUCAUUGGGAAAAUGCUUUCAGUGGGAUAAGGAGAGGUUUUUAUGAUGUUACAAUAAUUAUAAUAAUUUUGAAUAACAAAAAUUUGGAAACCCUGUUUACUUUUGAGCCUUGAGUAAUAAAUACUAUUAACGGCA
Molecule: messenger RNA, 4864 nt
Organism: Myzus persicae (green peach aphid)
Lineage: Eukaryota; Metazoa; Arthropoda; Insecta; Hemiptera; Aphididae
Product: probable phospholipid-transporting ATPase IIB
Exons: 20
Coding region: 818-3754 (978 amino acids)
Biological process (GO): retrograde vesicle-mediated transport, Golgi to endoplasmic reticulum; endocytosis; phospholipid translocation
Cellular component (GO): endosome; trans-Golgi network; plasma membrane
Molecular function (GO): ATP hydrolysis activity; ATPase-coupled intramembrane lipid carrier activity; ATP binding
Source: RefSeq, a predicted model, not a curated record